This is a messenger RNA of Ostrinia nubilalis (European corn borer), 697 nucleotides long. RefSeq lists its product as uncharacterized. The transcript is spliced from 4 exons. Bases 137 to 697 code for a protein of 186 amino acids. The record is from RefSeq and is a predicted model, not a curated record. NCBI's taxonomy places the organism in Eukaryota, Metazoa, Arthropoda, Insecta, Lepidoptera, Crambidae.
GGAGAAAUGGCGCAAGGUGUGGAGUGAUUUAAAAAAUAACACCAAAAGAAAGCUGGCAAAGAUAAAUAGAGCUGCAAGCGGUACUGGUGGUGGACCUGCACUUCGAUUAUCGUUGACUGACCUUGAAAACAGGGUCAUGCAAAUCAUUGGAGUGGAGGCAGCUACUGGCAUGACGGUGGUGGAAGCUGGCUUUCAGCAGAAUGAAGAUGAUGAAAAAACGCCCAACACCCAGCCAGAAGAAAUAAUUAUACCUGGGUAUAUAGAAGAUAACCAAUUCACCCUGGAUACAAUAGAUACAGAAGCCGAUUGGAACACCCCAAGCACCAGUAGCCAACCUACCGUGGUGCUGCCCCCUCUUCAGAGUGAAGAAACUGCAACACCUCCACCUUCUUCUCAAAAAAUUAAAAUUAUAUCAGAUGAGCAUUGGGUACCACCACCACAAAAAAAGAAAAAAUGUGAUAAUAAUAAUGUAGCGAAGAUAUUUGUAGAUUCUGAUAGGAGAGCAAGAGAAUAUGCAAGAGAGCGUGAUUUGGCCUUUGAAAGGUUAGAGACCGAAAGACUGCGUGUGCAUGAGUAUGAAGUCCAUGAAAGGGUGCGACAGAGGGACCAAGAGCUCAAUUUACAGGCUCAAUGGCUCCAGUUCAUGAAAGAGGCUAUGAAUGUUAUUAUUAGAUACUUUGAAAAAGAAGACAUGUAA